Plasmodium relictum is the source of this 843-nucleotide messenger RNA. RefSeq names its product RNA-binding protein, putative. Gene Ontology annotation, cellular component: nucleus; cytoplasm. Gene Ontology annotation, molecular function: mRNA binding. Lineage: Eukaryota; Apicomplexa; Aconoidasida; Haemosporida; Plasmodiidae. The transcript is spliced from 6 exons. The record is from RefSeq and is a predicted model, not a curated record. The coding region runs from base 1 to 843 and encodes 280 amino acids.
AUGAGUAUAAAAAGUAAAAUAGAUAUGAGUUUAGAUGAACUCAUAGAAAAGGAAAACAUAAAAGUUAAUUUGAAAUCUUCAAAUGAAAAAAAGACUGUUAAUAAAUUUAUAGAUAAAAAUACUGGUCAGAAGUAUUUACAUAGCAUAAUUAUAUCUAAUGUUAAUAGCAAAAAUUUAGAAUUGUAUAAAAAAGAGUUUAGUAAAUUUGGGAAAAUAUAUAAUAUAUAUCACGACAAUGAUAAAAAAAUUACGUAUGUUAAAUAUGAUAAUAAAAAUUCGUGUGACAAUGCUAUAAGUACUAUGAAUAACAAAACAUUAGACGGGGAUACUAUUACAAUUGUUUUGGGCAAAAAGAUAUUGGAUAAAAAGAAUGGAAAGAAUAUGAAUCAAAAUAAUAUUAUUAAUAAUAAUUUGAAUAAUAAUAAAAUUAUUCCUCCUUUUAAAGUUCCCAUUUAUAAUCCAAAUGCUUUUCCUUAUUAUGUAAAUAAUAACUACUCCCCUUAUAAUAAUAUGCCAUAUCCCAAUACUUAUCAAAAUAAUUUUUUUGAAAAAAAUAUUACACCUUAUAAUAAUAGUAAUAAAAAUAUUUAUGAAACACACAAAAAUAAUACCAUAAUAGUAACAAAUGUUCCUACUUAUUUAAAUGCUGAAGAUAUUUUUUCAGCUUUCCAAGAAACUGGAAAGAUUGUUGAUGUGCAAAUACUUAUGAAUGAAAAAAGAAAAUUAACGGGAAUUGUGAGUAUUGAAUAUGAAAAAAAUGAAGCAGCAUCUGAUGCAGUACGAAUGUAUGAUGGAGGAUUUUUAAAUGAUAACCGAAUUAGAGUAUUUUUAGAUUGCCGUUAA